Molecule: messenger RNA, 1035 nt
Organism: Serendipita indica DSM 11827
Lineage: Eukaryota; Fungi; Basidiomycota; Agaricomycetes; Sebacinales; Serendipitaceae
Source: the annotation of a GenBank genome assembly
AUGCCACCGAAACGACCCGCUCCAUCCGAUACGGAUGGUCUCCCCAAGUCUGCUCCAAAGCGCGCACGCUUUGCCGAACCUGAGAACGAUGAUCGAGGAAAAUUAUCAUCUUCGCGAACGGUUCAAGGGAAUGAUGCAUCCAACGAGGGCGAAGCCUUUAAUUCGGCCCAAUUUGCAGAUGAAGUAGACGCAUCCCUCGACAUGGCGGGUAAAACUGCUCGUCAAAAGGGAAAAGGAGCUGUUAAAGUUGAAGGAUACGAGUCGGAUAGUACCGACGAUGGCGAGGGUGUCGUGCUCAGUCGACGAAAGGGUCAGGAGGACGUGGAUGACGAUGACAUGUUCAAUAUGGGGAUGAAGAUGAAAAGGAGAAGAAGCAGGAGACCAAAAGGAAACGAAAUACUCGAACUCGGCGAGAUUGAAGGACAAGAGUUUGGAGCAGAGGAUGAGGAGGAUGAGGAGAGGAUGGAUGGGGACGAGGACGAUGAAGCGUCCGUUUCAGAGAGCGAACCAGAGGACGAGGACGAUGCCGAGCGACGCAAAAGGGCAGGCAUGGGCUUCGAGAUUAGCAAGUUUAACAUGAAGGAGGAGAUGGAGGAGGGAAAGUUUGCCGAGGAUGGAAUGAAGAAGAAGAAGGAUGCAAAGCUCAAGAAGAAGCAAACCGGCGACGACGUGCCCAUGGGCGGCACCAAGGAUCCGAAACCAACCUCUUCUGACAUUGAUCGACUCACUGCGCUCGCAUCUGCGCUCAUAGUGGACGACCCAGAUGUGUAUUCGAAUACCUACGAGGGUAUCCUGCGGUCUGUGCGACGGUCGGGGACAGUACCGCAAGAUUGGGUACCACCCCAACCGCAGUAUGAAUACUGCUGGGCGCAGACGGACGCAUCGAAUGGCGCCGCAGAUACGGUGUAUGGACCGUUUCCUGCCCGAGAUAUGCAGCAGUGGUACGAAGCCUCGUUCUUUGGGUUGAGCGGGGAGAAGAUAAGGGCGCAAAGUGGAACGAGCGAGUGGCAAGCCUGGGAUGAUGUAUUUGCAUGA